GUCGCAACCACAGGACCCGACGCGGUGGUGGACAUCGUGCCAGGCUCGAACCCUAACAUCAGAGGCGCGCUCUACCUGUACCGCCGCCGCCAUGGAGGUGUCGACAUCCAAGGUACGGUGGGCGGUCUGAAGCCGGGGCUGCACGGGUUCCACGUGCACGCGGUGGGGGACCUGGGCAACAAGUGCGUUGCAGCAGGCACACAUUUCAACCCUCUUAUGAAAAACCACGGCAGCCCCCUGGACUACCACCGCCACGCCGGCGACUUGGGCAACAUCAUCGCCGACUACAACGGCGUGGCUCGCAUCUCCCUCUUCGACAAACACAUAUCUCUCGACCGGAAUUCUCCGGUGUACAUCGGCGGGCUCGCCUUCGUCAUCCAUGCCGGCGAGGACGACCUGGGGCGCGGCGGGGACGCCGAGAGCCUCAAGACGGGCAACGCAGGCGGUCGCGAGGGCUGCGGCAUCGUCCAGGUGGCGCAGGCCCAGCGAUACACACAUACAAAGUCUCCCUACUACUUUUAAAAGUCUCUCUUCUUGUUUACUCCCAUGUGUCAUUUUAGACGUGGCUACCAUUGUUAUAGUAGUUAUUAAGGCCUAUAUCACUGAGGCAGCACCUUGCUGCCGGUUGUUCAAAGGCAUUAUUAUACCCAAAUUGGAAACACGCUGUAAACAAAAUAAUUCUAUGACUUUGCAACAGAUUUUAACCGCAUAUUAAAAUGUUUCAGUAAGCGACAUUUAUGUUUUUUAAUAAAGGCUUGUAUAAACGAA
Molecule: messenger RNA, 768 nt
Organism: Penaeus indicus
Lineage: Eukaryota; Metazoa; Arthropoda; Malacostraca; Decapoda; Penaeidae
Exons: 3
Biological process (GO): superoxide metabolic process
Molecular function (GO): copper ion binding
Source: RefSeq, a predicted model, not a curated record